This is a messenger RNA of Helianthus annuus (common sunflower), 1119 nucleotides long. Its product is annotated as extensin-like. The coding region runs from base 1 to 1119 and encodes 372 amino acids. The record is from RefSeq and is a predicted model, not a curated record. NCBI's taxonomy places the organism in Eukaryota, Viridiplantae, Streptophyta, Magnoliopsida, Asterales, Asteraceae. The transcript has 2 exons.
AUGCCUCCGAGACUAAGAGGACGUGGCAAGGGUCCCAUGCGUGGAGGACCGUCAUCUGCAGGACCAUCUCACAGACGCACUCCAUCGGCGUCUUUUUCCACCUCUGACUCUCGCGAUAUGUGGGGUCAACCAUUCGAGCCGGCAAGACACUCAGUCUCGCUCAGCUCUUCGCCAUCUUUUCAUCCGUCUUUCGGACCAUUUGCUCCAAAUGAGCCUGAACACUCUCACCAUUCGGACCAAUCUCACCAUUCGCAUGAAUCAUACCCAUCGCAUAACUCUUUGCAAUCUCAUUCAUUUCAUCAUUCUGAAUCCCCCUACUCUCCAAGACAAUUCAACCCAGCCGACUAUGUGAACGACUUCCUUGGCUAUAACCCAUUAGGCCCUGAGGACCAUUUCUCUCAGGAAAUGGAGAUGGAUGAUGACCCCGACCCGGAGAUGCAAACAGGAACCCCGGGCCACCCUAUCAGCAUAUCUAGUGGCUCUCCGGCUCAACCACCUUUAGAUGAUCCUCAACUUCAAGCUGUCUCACCACCACCACUCCCGGUAGAGGAACCACCACAGCAACCACCGAAACCACCUCCCGAGCCUCUGAGGCGAAGAAGGAAUGCCCGCAUGUCCGUUAGAGGAGGACCCCGUUUCAGUUCUCCUAGAGGAUCGAGUUCCUAUCCCCCUAUUCCAGAGUACCUUCAGAUGGGUGGGCCCUCAAACGCGGCACCGGAGGAUAAUCCUCCGCAAGCUUCUUAUGCACCACCUAUGCCGCCUGUGGGAUUUGAUAACCCAAUUCCGACAUACCCAGGUUCUUCCGGGUAUAAUCCUUAUGGAGACCCGUCAGGAUAUCCAUUGGGCUAUGGAACUCAUGACCCAUAUCUUACGGUUGCGCAGUAUCACCACCUUUAUCCUUCUACUUACCCUCCUAUGCCUCCAACUGACUACCCAAUUCAGGGUUAUCAGUAUCCUCCAUAUCAGCCACCUCCUUUCCAGCAACUACAGCAGCAGCAACAAACUCAGGAAAUCUUAGAGAGGUUGGAUAAGGUUGAGCAUAAAACAAAGAAGAACAAGGAGAGGCAUACUAGCUUCAUGAAAGGCCUCGCCAACCUUAUCAAGGGGAAGAAGAAAUAG